Clunio marinus is the source of this 267-nucleotide messenger RNA. The record is from the annotation of a GenBank genome assembly. Lineage: Eukaryota; Metazoa; Arthropoda; Insecta; Diptera; Chironomidae.
AUGAUUCGUACACUUUUGAGAUAUUUAGCGAACAAUGAAAAGCUGGUUGAACGUCUCAGUGAUUCUUAUCUUAUGAGACGUGCAGCUCAAAUGGCAGUGUCAGUGUUUUAUAGAGCAAAAUCGGUAGCACAAGAAGCGACUGAAGAAAGAAUCAAAGAUAUGUCACCACAAAAGUUUCGCUCGUUCAUUGAUAAAUUUCAAAAUAAUGUGAAAGAAGAGCUUGAGAAAGCCAAGAAUGAGAUUGAUAGUAAAACAAAGAAGCAUUGA